Messenger RNA from Acanthopagrus latus (yellowfin seabream), 779 nucleotides. RefSeq lists its product as uncharacterized. The transcript has 9 exons. The record is from RefSeq and is a predicted model, not a curated record. Bases 1 to 675 code for a protein of 224 amino acids. NCBI's taxonomy places the organism in Eukaryota, Metazoa, Chordata, Actinopteri, Spariformes, Sparidae.
AUGCCAAGCAACAACCUGACUGCGAGCAGGACCGUCGACGAGGUAGCCGUCGACUACGCCCAAUUCCUCACUGCUGUGAGGAGCCGCUGGUCUUUGUGGUGGACUUCCCCCCCCCCCCCCCCCCACCUGAACGAGGAUGAGGAGCACCAGAGGGCCCUUUGCCACGCAUACCAUCGUGUGACAGCUCGCAUGGGUUUGAGGUACUUCUCUGCGGAGGAGUACUUCCCCCGUACGCGCUUGGAUCUGUGGAGCAGAGACGGCGUUCACCUGAGCGACCAUGAGGGGAUGGGGAUCCUCACCCAGCUGCUGUGGGCCUCCACGGAGCAGUUCCUCGAGACACCACCACCACCACCUCCCCCUCCCCCGGUGUCUGCUACUCCUUCACAGCCGCUUAGGAACGUUUCUCCUAAGCUGGUUUUGAAGGGAGAGCCGCAGGUUCCUGGUCCGGUCAGCGUGGCUCAGCAGCAGGAGAAGGAGUCCUUCCUUCCACUGAACCCACGGUGGUUCAUUAGCACGACACUUUCUGUUAUGGUGGAAGUGUCUCCUUCUCAGCUGUCUGACGUGGUGGACGUCCCAUCUCUUCCAGCGCGCAAGAAGGUGGCCUCCCCAGCGGCAGCCAGGCGUCAUAGGACCACGGAGAGACGCCCCCCCCCCCCUGCUACCAGUCUCCUGUGAACAACCAGGUUGGAUCCCCUCCAGCCAGGCUGUCACGGAGACUGGAGGACGACGGCCCUUCCAGCCCGGUUCCUCGGUCUAGGACCACGGAUGGACACCCCCCC